AUGUUGAAGAUAUUACUGAACCCUCGUGCCAUAAGAGGAGUGACUUGGUCGCAAAUAAGGUGGCAGAGCCAGGCCACUGAAUUUAAUGAGCUUCAUUCAGUUUUAAUUAAAAGAAUCGAGAAGUACGUUGCUGAACUACGAGAACUUGAGAAUGAUAUAUCAACCGGAAAUACUUUUGAUACUCAUAAAAUGAAGAAGUUUUCAAGACUAUCUGCUAUUUCUGAAGCUUAUUCUUCGUAUUCAACGAAUGUUUCCGCUUACCAUGAAUUACAAAAUAUAAUAGAACAAGAUCCCAGCCUAAAAGAAGAAGCCCAGCAGGAAAUAGAGAGUCUGGUACCGACUAUUAAUAAGACAUCCAAUUCUUUGAUAAAGAAACUGCUUCCUCCGCAUCCUUUUGCAGAAAAACCAUGUAUUAUGGAGCUAAGACCGGGCGUCGGUGGAAUAGAAGCAAUGAUAUUUGCUCAAGAUUUGCUUAACAUGUACAUCAACUACGCCCAAUUCCACAGAUGGAAGUGGAGCAUCACCUCUAAGACCAAGAACUCAAGCGGUUCGGGUAUUGUUGAGGCUAUACUUUGUAUUGAAGAAUCUGGCGCUUAUGACAAACUGAAAUACGAAGCUGGUGUACAUCGUGUACAAAGAAUUCCAGCAACAGAAUCAAAGGGCAGGACACAUACUUCUACCGCUGCAGUCGUGGUUUUACCUUACAUGGGAGAAGAAGUAGAAUCUGAUGCUUACGAAAGGUCUUUUAAACCGGACGAUAUCAGAAUCGAUGUGAUGCGCGCGAGUGGAAAAGGUGGGCAGCACGUUAAUACCACAGACUCUGCUGUGAGAUUAACCCACUAUCCUUCCGGGAUCGUAAUCUAUAUGCAAGAAGAGCGUUCUCAGCACAGGAAUAAGGCCAAGGCCUUCCAAAUUUUACGCGCAAAGCUAGCUGAGAUCGAGAGGAAGGAGAAAGAAGAGCGUGAGAGGAACGCGAGAAAAGACCAAGUCUCAUCCACAAAUAGGUCUGAUAAAAUUAGAACUUACAACUACCCCCAAAACAGAGUCACAGAUCAUCGUUGUAACUUUUCCAUGCAUGAUCUUACUGCUAUAAUGGCUGGUGAGAGAUUAGAUGACUUAAUUAAGGCAAUGGAGGCCUAUGACAGCGAAGUCCGUGCUACUAAUUUACUGAACGAUGUCAGCAACGAUUCAUAA
Molecule: messenger RNA, 1194 nt
Organism: Eremothecium sinecaudum
Lineage: Eukaryota; Fungi; Ascomycota; Saccharomycetes; Saccharomycetales; Saccharomycetaceae
Gene: MRF1
Product: Mrf1p
Exons: 1
Coding region: 1-1194 (397 amino acids)
Biological process (GO): translational termination
Molecular function (GO): translation release factor activity
Source: RefSeq, a predicted model, not a curated record